AUAUGUAAAAAUAAAAUGGCGAAACCUAAAAAACAGAAAAACGAAGAACAGAAAAGCGAUAAUAAUAACAAUAAUAAUUCAGAAGCUGUGGUUAAACAUCAGAAGCUCUGCCUUUCAAUCGAUAUAGAAAAGCGUCGUAUAUACGGGUAUACUGAGCUCGAAGUAGUUGUACCAGAGAAUGGUAUUGUAGGAUUACAUGCUGAUAAUUUGAUGAUCGAGAAUGUCAUGGUGGAUGGAGAGCCAGCAAGGUUUGAAAUAUUCCCACACUACCACGAAACGGAUAGGGACAGAUGGUGCUCUCUUUCUUCAGCUAACUCUGCUGCUGAUGCUGCGGGUUUAGUUUAUUUUACAAAUCUUGAAAGAGAACCGGUGCCUAAUUUGUUGAUAAUGUGUUCGAAUGAGAUUCAGAAACCAGUGGCAGAGCUGCCAGAUCAGACGGUGCAAGAAAAUGGGACACAAACAGCGAAUGAACCCAAGCAGAAUGUGAAAAUGAUCCAUAUUGACUACUGGGUGGAGAAGAUAGAAACAGGAAUACAUAUUGAUAGAGAUGUUAUGCACACAAAUAACCAGAUAAGACGUGCUCGUUGUUGGUUUCCUUGCAUGGAUGAUAAUUCACAGCGUUGUUGCUUUGACUUGGAGUUCACGGUGGCUAGCAACCUUGUUGCCGCUAGCACUGGCACCUUGAUGUAUCAGGUUUUGACCAAUGAUGUUCCUCCACGUAAAACAUACGUCUAUAAAUUGAGUGUACCUGUUGCGGCUCAGUGGAUAUCUCUGGCUGUUGCUUCAUUUGAAAUCGUUCCUGAUCGUUAUAAAAAUCUUGUAACACACAUGUGUUUACCAGCUGACUUACAAAAGCUUGGAAACACUGUGGGAUUUCUCCAUACCGCAUAUAGCCAUUAUGAGCAUUAUCUUUCCUCCGAAUUUCCAUUUGGGUCAUACACACAAGUUUUUAUUGAUCCAGAAAUGGCAGUAUCUUCUUUAAGCCUGGGUGCAUCAAUGAAUAUCUUUAGCUCACAAAUCCUCUUUGACAAGAAGAUUAUUAAUCAAACGAUAGAUACAAGAGUAAAACUUGCGUAUGGUCUUGCAAGGCAAUGGUUUGGAGUGUAUAUCACUGCAGAGACACCAAAUGAUGAGUGGUUAUUGGAGGGACUCGCUGGGUUCUUGACAGACUCAUUCAUUAAGCAAUUUCUUGGAAACAAUGAAGCACGCUACAGGCGUUACAAGGCAAAUUGUGCUGUCUGCAAAGCAGAUGAUAGUGCUGCAACUGCCUUGAGUUCAUCUGAUGCUUCCAAGGCUCUGUAUGGAACACAGAGCAUUGGUUUUUAUGGGAAAAUCCGGUCUUGUAAAUCUGUGGCAGUUCUGCAAAUGUUGGAAAAGCAGAUGGGCCCUGAGUCAUUUUGUAAAGUUUUAAAGAAUCUGGUCGCACCUCCUAAAGAUGCAACUCGCCCUUUGAGGACUCUUAGCACAAGAGAGUUUCGCCACUUGGCUAAUGAAGUUGGAAAUCUUGAGAGUCCAUUUCUUAGAGAGUUUUUUUCUCGUUGGGUGGGUUCUAGCGGUUGCCCUGUCCUGAAGAUGGGAUUUUCAUAUAACAAACGGAAAAACCUAGUCGAAUUAGCAGCACUGCGGGGAUGUACAGCCACACCAGAUUCAAAUUCCUCAAUUUCCAAUGCUAAACCGGAUUUUGUAAAGCGGGAAAUAGACGUCGGCUGGCCUGGAGUGAUGAGUAUACGGGUUCAUGAACUUGAUGGAAUGUAUGACCAUCCCGUUUUACCAAUGGCGGGAGAAACAUGGCAGCUGCUAGAAAUACAAUGCCAUUCAAAACUUGCAGCUAAACGAUUCCAAAAGCCAAAGAAAGGGUCGAAGCAUGACGGGUCUGAUGAUAAUGUAGACACAAUCACGUUUGUAGAUAUGCGUUCCAGCAGCAUUGACUCCCCCCUGCAAUGGCUCAGGGCAGACCCUGAAAUGGAGUAUCUUGCUGAGAUUCAUUUUAACCAACCUGUACAGAUGUGGAUAAAUCAAUUGGAGAGGGAUAAGGAUGUUAUUGCCCAAGCACAAGCAAUCUCAGCACUAGAGUUGUUUCCUCGACUUCUCUCUAUCGUCAAUGCUUUAAGCAGUCUUCUUUGUGAUUCUCAGGCAUUUUGGAGGGUUCGUAUUGAGGCGGCUUUUGCCUUGGCUAGCACAGCAUGCGAGGAAACUGAUUGGGCUGGUUUACUGCAUCUAAUUAAAUUUUAUAAAAGUCGUAGAUACGAUGACAAGAUUGGACUCCCAAAGCCGAAUAACUUUCAUGAUUUUGCAGAGUAUUUUGUACUUGAGGCUAUUCCACAUGCUGUUGCUCUGGUUAGAACAGCAGAUAAGAAGAGCCCUAGGGAAGCCGUUGAGUUCAUUUUACAACUUUUAAAGUACAAUGAAAACAAUGGAAAUCGAUACUCUGAUGUUUUUUGGCUUGCUGCCUUAGUCCAGUCAGUUGGUGAACUUGAAUUUGGCCAACAGAGCAUUUCUUUUCUAUCAUCUCUUGUGAAACACAUUGACCGGCUAUUGCAGUUUGACAGGUUAAUGCCAAGCUACAAUGGAAUCCUGACAGUUAGCUGUAUCCGAACAUUGACACAAAUUGCUUUAAAGCUUUCAGAAUUCAUUCCUUUGGAUUGCAUAAUUGAUCUGAUCAAACCCUUCUGCUCUUCUAAGUUACAAUGGCAAGUGCGAAUUGAAGCCUUCCGGUCGCUACUUGAUCUUGAAUAUCAUUGCAAAGGGAUUGAUGCAGUCUUAAUUUUGUUUAUUAAAUAUCUGGAGGAGGAAACUUCAUUCAGAGGGCAAGUGAAGUUGGGGGUGCAUGCUAUGCGAUUAUGUCAAAUAAGUGGUGAUUCUGAUGAUGACCAUGGUGUGGUGCGCGAAACUCUCGUGGCAUUACUUCGCCUGCUCGAGAGCCCAGCAGCAUUUAAUAAUGUUACACUUCGGCAUUAUUUGUUCAGCAUAUUACAAGUACUGGCAGGAAGACCUCCAACACUUUGUGGAGUUCGGAGAGAUGAAACAAUGGUCAAAAGCCACACAGAGUAUUGCAAUAAACUUAGAAGCUUUUUUGUUGACAUUGUUAACCAGUCUAAACCUUCAGAACCUUCUUUUGAUACUCUUAUGCAUGAUGGUUUGGUCCUCGGGCCAAACGUGGAGCCAAAUAUGGUUUCUGUUACUGAUAAUGAAAGAAUCCAGUCAGAGGAGUUGACCUUGGGUGUACCUGAUGCACCAAAAGAAGACAAUGAUUCUGACUCUCGUGAACAAAGACAACCAGAUAUGGUCAUUCUUGAUUCUUCAGUAGCUAAUAAAGAACCAGAUAUGGUUAUUCUUGAUUCUUCAGCAGCUCCGAAAGAACCAGAUAUGGUCAUUCUUGACACUUUAGUAGCUCCUAAGGAACCAGAUGUGGUCAUUCUUGAUUCUUUAGCAACUCUUAAAGAACCAGAUACAGUUUCAAAUAGUCAAGAACGAAAAAAAACUGUUCUAAAAAUUAAAGUGAAGCAAUCUUCUGCAUCAAGUAGAGCCGAAGAAGCUGAUAAUGCUGUAUUCGAGAGAUCUCAAGGUGCCCAUAAUGGUAUUGAUCAUGGAACGAGUAGUUCUGUGUCCAUGGAUGCACUACCACACAGAAAUUUUGCUGAACCUACAAAUGUCAGUAAUCAAAACCUUGAUGAUGUUAACUCGUGCCAUGAUCUUGGGUCACGUGUGACUGCCAGUAUUGGCAGUGUUAAACAUGAUGAUGGUGAUGGUAAAGCACUUUUGAAAGAGCUUCAGUGUACUGCCGAUUCAAGCAAGGUUCAAUUUAAUGAUAUGGACAUUCUGAAUCAUAACAAGCUCAUUAGUCUUCAUACCCUUAAUGAAGUUAAAGACGUGCUGAAAAUCAAGUUGAAACAUUCUUCUGUAACCAGUAAAGCCGACGAAGCUAAUAAUGCUGUUUUUGAGAGGUCUCAAGGUGCCCAUAACAGUGAUCAUGGAAUUGAUAAUGUGUCAUUGGUUAGGCAUCCGGAAAAACAUGUUUCAGGAAGUAAAGAGAAGAAGGACAAGAAAAAGAAGGAUAAGGAAAAGAAACGCAAAAAGAAAGAUAAAGAUGAUCCAGAGUACUUGGAGCGUAAACGGUUGAAGAAAGAAAAGAAGCGAAAGGAAAAGGAAGUGGCAAAGCAUAUGGACACAUCUUCAAUAGCUGCAAAACAUCAAGAAAGAACCGUAGCUAUCAAAGAUGAGGUGCCGGUAGUUCAAGUGACAAGUGUCCCCAAGCCAGUAGAUAAUGUGACGAAGAGGCCCGAAGUUACAACUAAUAAGCUUAAAAUUAAAAUUAAAACCCGAACUUUGACUGGACCGUAAGUUGUAGAUGUAUUCAUUUAGUAUUCAGGUAUUUUUUUUGUAGGAUUGUAUACCAUGUAUCAACACAAAAGAGGUAAAGAUAACAGAAAGUAAAGAAUGGGAUGUGAAAAGUCUCAUGUUUCUCUUCUAUUUUA
Messenger RNA from Erigeron canadensis, 4475 nucleotides. RefSeq names its product transcription initiation factor TFIID subunit 2. The coding region runs from base 16 to 4341 and encodes 1441 amino acids. Gene Ontology annotation, cellular component: transcription factor TFIID complex. The transcript is spliced from 25 exons. The record is from RefSeq and is a predicted model, not a curated record. Gene Ontology annotation, biological process: transcription initiation at RNA polymerase II promoter. Lineage: Eukaryota; Viridiplantae; Streptophyta; Magnoliopsida; Asterales; Asteraceae. Gene Ontology annotation, molecular function: RNA polymerase II general transcription initiation factor activity; transcription cis-regulatory region binding; chromatin binding.